This is a messenger RNA of Elaeis guineensis (African oil palm), 809 nucleotides long. RefSeq lists its product as uncharacterized. Lineage: Eukaryota; Viridiplantae; Streptophyta; Magnoliopsida; Arecales; Arecaceae. The record is from RefSeq and is a predicted model, not a curated record.
UGAGCUGUUCGCAAUUGAGGAGAAUACAAGAGCCGAGUCCCACCUGCUUCCGUUCUCCCUUCUCUCUUCCUCGAUCUCCACCCACAGAGAGACAGAGAGGGGGGGGAGGAAAAAAUCACCUUUGGCUUCCAUGGAGGAAUUCAGAUCGAGGUCGUGCGGGAACGGGAGGAUGGAGUUGGAGGUCUACGGGAGCCGGGCGGCUCCUCCGGCCUCGGGCCUCCACGAGCUGCGGUGCUACAGCGCCUCCUAUGCGUCGUCGCAGCGGAGCAGCUGCGAGGUCCCCAAGGAGAUCAAGCUCAAGAAGAGGAAGAGCACCGCGGGGUCGUCUUCCUCCAAGAGUGGGUGGAGCCUCAGUGACCCGGAGCUGCAGAGAAAGAAGAGGGUGGUGGGAUACAAGGCCUACGCCGUGGAGGGCAAGAUGAAGGGGUCGCUGAGGAAGAGCUUCAGGUGGCUUAAGGAGAGAUACACCCAGGUGGUCUACGGAUGGUGGUGAUUCUUCUUCUCUCGAUGAUGAGUUUGGAUAACCUGGCUGCGUGUCAAGUCUUCUUGUCAGGGAGUAAAGGAGAUUCUGCAUCACAUUUCCUGCUCAUAACUUUAUGAUAGCGGGAAGGGAUGUAAAAAAGCCCUUCUCAGCCCCUGUAUUAUGUGUUUUUCUUUUAUUUAAUUAAAAUUGGUGCUUUUAUUAUGAGAUUUGUCUGCCAGAUAUCAGUGUAUCCGCCAAUAUGAACAUUGCAUUCAACACCUAAUGAACCAUCUCCUUUGUUUGUCAAAAUCUUCAGGAAUAUGAUGCGGUAUCCAUGACUUUUUAA